AUGGUUCAUAACACAGAGCCCGUCUACAACACCUGCACCUUCAGCUCGGGCAGCUUAGCUCCGAUGGCGGACCUCCGCACCGACGAAACCUCGCCGUUCCUCCAACGGCCUGGUAGUCCAGCGUUGUCCCGAGAGGAGGACCAACGUCAGGAGCAGCACCCCGCGGCCGCACGGAAGCUCACCCUGGUCAACGGCCUGGCCAUUGUCAUUAGCCUGCAGAUCGGCUCGGGCAUCUUCAGCGUGCCCUCGCAGAUCAGCCAGUUCGUCUCGGCCCCGGGCUACGGUCUGUUGGCAUGGCUGUUUGGCGGGCUGCUCGUAUGGACAGGCGCGGCGUCCUUCAUCGAGCUGGGGUUGAGGAUACCCAACAACGGAGGGAUCCAAGAGUACCUCCGGGCGUGCUACGGCGAGUUUGCCGGGUUUCUGUUUACAUGGGUCUGGUGCACCAUCAUCAAGCCGGCGGCGAACUCAAUGAUUGCUACCAUUUUCGCCGACUACCUCACCGAGGCGUUCGUCCCGGACAACCAGCCACCGGAGCCCUGGUUAUCAAAGGUGGUAGCGGCCGGGUGCAUUGUCACAAUGACGCUCGUCAACUGUCUGGGCGCAACGGCGGGCGCGAAAGCGGCUAACCUGUUCCUGUUCCUGAAAAUGGCUGCCCUUGCAACCAUCAUUAUUCUGGGGUGCGGCGUCUGGGCGUUCGGUCAUGGGGAAGGGGUCCCUUCGUCUGAAUACGGGUGGUUCGGCCAGCGGCCCGACCAACGUGAGGUUGGUCUGUGGGAGUGGCUAGGAAACUUCGGGACGGCAACCUUUGGGGCUCUGUGGUGUUAUGCGGGCUGGGAAAUGGUAGGGUUUGUCGCGGGAGACAUGAAGAAUCCUCGUAGGGAUCUGCCCAUCGUGAUUAAUGGCUCGAUGAUGCUAGUCAUCACUGGCUUCAUGCUGAUGAAUGCUGCCUUGUAUGUCUGCCUGCCAAUGAGUGUUAUGCAGAACAGCAGUACAGUGGCAGUGGAGUUCGCAAAUCGGGUUCUCGGCAGCUGGGCCGGUGUCCUCUUCUCCGUAAUCGUCUCCAUCUCGGCGAUGGGCGCUCUGAACUCGAAUGUCUUUGCUACCGCCAAGCUCGUAGUUGUUGCAAGCCAGCGAGGUUAUUUUCCCGCUGUCUUGGCAAACCUGCAUUGCAGCAGUGAGAAGGACGAAGCUGGUUAUGUCGAUGAACAACUCUCUGCUUUGCCGAGGCUGCUCGGAGGACCUAUCAAAGGUUUCGUUUCGUGGACUCAAAACCGACGUUGGCGCAGAAACGUGCCCAUUUUCCCACUGCUGCUGAACUGCGGCUUAUCGGUUGUCUACGUUGUCGUGGGUAGCUUCAACGGCCUUGUAACAUUCAUUGGCCUGGCGGCGUACAUGAUUUUCUUCUCGUCCGCUGUUGGACUCAUUCUGCUUCGACGGAGAGACCGUCGUGCACCAGUAGCAAAAGCGGCCGAGUACAGAACUUGGCUCAUCAACCCCAUCAUUUUCAGUGCCAUUAGUGGUCUGUUGGUGGUCAGAGGUGUCAUCACGGAUCCUUUGCAGGGCGCGGCCAUCCUCUUGGUCGCCCUUUUCGGCUUGGCCUUCUUUUCACUCAGAUUCGGGUUGCGUGGCUUCACCAACAGGCAAGAGGCAGGAUGA
This is a messenger RNA of Colletotrichum gloeosporioides, 1656 nucleotides long. Its product is annotated as Cationic amino acid transporter 7. Gene Ontology annotation, cellular component: membrane. Lineage: Eukaryota; Fungi; Ascomycota; Sordariomycetes; Glomerellales; Glomerellaceae. The transcript has 5 exons. Gene Ontology annotation, biological process: amino acid transmembrane transport. Bases 1 to 1656 code for a protein of 551 amino acids. The record is from RefSeq and is a predicted model, not a curated record. Gene Ontology annotation, molecular function: L-amino acid transmembrane transporter activity.